Molecule: messenger RNA, 852 nt
Organism: Histoplasma mississippiense
Lineage: Eukaryota; Fungi; Ascomycota; Eurotiomycetes; Onygenales; Ajellomycetaceae
Exons: 2
Coding region: 1-852 (283 amino acids)
Source: RefSeq, a predicted model, not a curated record
AUGGGUGAUAAUAAGUUAUCAGUCGCCGCCAAAUCGCCAUCCCCGUCCUCAAAAAUGUCGGAUUGCAGGCGCAGCGCAGACGCAAAUAUCGAAGUCCCCAAAACCCCACAAACCCGCCUCCCCAUAAAAACCUACCAUUGCACAUUCUGCAACCACCUCCUCCUUACCUCAACCCGCGAUCUCUCCGUCUUACCCCGCCGUCGCGAGCCGGCGCGUGACCGGGCGUUGAUAUUGCCACUUCCAAAAACCGGAGUGGGAGAGGAGGAAGAAGAGGAUGAGGAUGAGGAGGACGCGGACGAGGACGAGGAGUCCGAAGAUGAAAACGGGUGUGAAGCUACAGAAGAAGCUGUGGGCAACGACAGCAGCAAUACACAACAAGGCACUGGUGAACCAACAGCAAAAAGUAAGGUGAAGAAGAGAACUAAACUGGGCUCAACACAAAAACAGCCGGAACAGCAGCAACAGCAUUACACCAUCCUCCUCUCCACAACGAUACCAGACCGCAAACCAAUCAUCAUCCGACGCGAAGAUGGAUUUGAGAAGCGGCUAAUGCUGCGCUGUGGGCGGUGUCGGGUUGUGAUGGGGUAUGCGCUGGACGAAGUCCAUUUUCCGGAUCAUAACGUCGGGGCUGGGGCUGGGGCUGCUGGGAAAGAUGGCGGAGAUGGGAAAAUGGGGGAUGGAGAGAAUGAUGGAGAUGAUAAGGUGGAGAAAGCGCGGGAGAUAAGGAGAAAGAAGGCGGAGGAGGUUGUUUAUAUUUUACCCGGUGCGUUGGUGGAGACGGGAGAGAUGGGGAAAGGGGCUAUUAAGGUUGAGACGGAGGAGUGGGCAAACUGGGAGAAAGGGGCAAAGUAA